Hydractinia symbiolongicarpus is the source of this 4301-nucleotide messenger RNA. Its product is annotated as dimethylaniline monooxygenase [N-oxide-forming] 2-like. The transcript has 2 exons. Gene Ontology annotation, molecular function: NADP binding; N,N-dimethylaniline monooxygenase activity; flavin adenine dinucleotide binding. Lineage: Eukaryota; Metazoa; Cnidaria; Hydrozoa; Anthoathecata; Hydractiniidae. The coding region runs from base 807 to 2501 and encodes 564 amino acids. The record is from RefSeq and is a predicted model, not a curated record.
UGGGGGAGGGGGCUUUUUCGGGAGGGGGGUUAAAUGGGAGGAGGGUUAAAUGGGAUGGGGGCUUAAACAAUUAUGCAAAAAUCUAGUGCGCUAAAAAAUAAAAACAACGAUUUUAAUAAACACAACAUAUCCCGUACUUCGUCCUCGUCUACGAUCGUCUCUAAGCGAGCCACAUCAAUCAUUUCUUCAGCAUCUGGGAUAAAUGGGUUGUCUUCCGUCUCGUUUACCAGUUGUAUUUGUUCAUUGAGCAUUGCAAGACCGGCAUGACAGGGCUGAUGCUCUUUGAAACAAUGGAUUUCUUUAUCCUCGCUCCCAUCAGUACCGAUGUUAAAGCACACGCUUUGAACGAUUUACGUAUUAAUUCAGCUGGCAGCUCCUUCAAGGAAUCAAGAAUCCAGUUUACAGUUGUGCUGCGAGGCCUAACUUUGAAUUGGAUAUUAUAACCACGAGUGUUAUUAAUACCUCAACCAGCGAAAUAAAUACCAUUGAAUCAAUUGUUUAUAGUAGUAUUUUCUCAGUCCUUAUCAACUAUAUUGAAAUUACUGUGAAUUCAAAUAAGCCCCAUGGGGACUUAUUCGGGAGUGGGGGCUUAUUUGUCAGAAUGGGUUUUGGGGGAGGGGACUUAUUCGGAAGGGAAGAGGGGGCUUAUUCGGGAGGGAGAGAGAGGGGUAUUCGGGUGGGGGCUUAAUCGAUCAUUUACGGUAUGCAUAUUAAGAUUUGUUACCUAACAACCGUGAUUUCUCAUUCAUAUUCUUCAGCUAAGUCGGACAGCUUUUUAUAUAUUAUUUUUUUAUUUACAGAGAGCAAUGGACAGUGCGUGUGAAGAAGUACUUGAUGUACUUGUACUAGGAAGUGGUUGGUCAGGCUUGAUGACGUGCAAGUAUGCCUUAGAAGAACGACUAAACGUGCGAGUACUUGAAAAACGAGAUGACAUAGGCGGUGUUUGGAAAUAUUCUGAUGAUCCAAGCCUGACAACAGUCAUGAAGAGCUCUAGUACUUCUUCAUCUAGUACAUUGACAGAAAUAAGCGAUUUUCCGAUGCCAGAAGAAAUAGGAGAAUUUCCAAAGCACUGGGAUAUAUAUAAUUAUCUAAACAAUUAUGCGGAUAAACAUUCUUUACGUCAGCAUAUACGUUUUAAUUGUUCUGUAAAGUCAAUGUCUAAGUCAGGAAAUGUAUGGGAUGUGCUCACUAAUCUCGACACAAAAUAUCGAGCAAGAAAUGUUGUUAUUUGCACAGGCGUGCACGAGAAAGCGAACAGAUCUAUGGAACAAGCAUAUUUUAAGAACUAUACAGGAGAAUUACUUCAUUCUGGAAACAUUAAGUCUUUUAUAGAAGGACAUAAAGAGAAAAGGAUUAUGGUGGUAGGUGGCGGUGAAACAGCCAGCGAUAUUCUCGAUGAAUACUACGGCAAUGUAGCAAGGAUUAUUUGGUGUAUACCACGUGGCCAGCACUUUUUUCGAAAGUAUGCAAAGAUUCUGCCACACCGUAAACCACAAGCACUCGACAAGGCGUCGUCACGAGCUCUAAAAUUGAUAGCUCCUCAUGUUAAAAGUAAGCCUGGUUUAGCUUGGGUAUGCAAGUGGACAACGAAUGGCUCACUGACCGCGUAUCAAGGUCAUGGAAUACCCGAGUUUCGAAAUGAUGCAAGUUUUCUCCACGCCUUUAUAAACAAGCAUGCACAUGCGUUGGAUUAUAUUGAUUAUGAAAAUGUCAUACCAAAAGGGGCUAUUGAAUUUGCGAAAGAAAAAAAGGUAUAUUUUCAAGAUGGAUCAUCGUGCGAAAUAGAUGUUAUCAUCCAGUGUACUGGAUAUGACGCAACGUUUCCGUUCUUACCACCUGCUUACAACAAAAUGGUCCUAACUGACCUUUACAAGUUCGUUUAUCCCGUACUAGAUCCUUCACUGGCGUUUGUCGGGUAUGUUCGUCCUAUUGUUGGAUCUAUUCCAGGCAUUGCAGAGAUGCAAGCUAGAUGGGUGUGCAGAGUCAUAAGUGGUAGGGUGGACUUACCUUCGUCAAAUGAAAGAACAAAAGUGUUUAAAAAAGACCAAUUGUUUUGGAGUGGGUACUUUAAAAACACUUCUCGAAGAAUUGGUACACUCGUAGAAGGUUACACAUACCUAGAUCAAAUUGCAAAGCUAAGUAAUUGUUACCCAGAUUACUGGGCAUUGUUUAAAAAUAAUCCCAAAGCGUGGUUCACAGCGUAUUUUGCACCCUACAACGGAUGCUCGUUCCUCUUGAAUGAUUCAAACAAAAGAGACGAAUCGAUAGAAACUUUAAGUAGACAUAGCAGAGACACGAUUACGGCUUUUAAUUUGAUAACCAUAAUUUUGUGUCGACUUUUUAUGUUUGAUUGGUUUUGUGACGUCCUGGGCACUAUAAAAUAUCAGAUACAAAUCAACAAAAUGUGGCACAAAAUGCGUACCUGGAAAAUUAUACGUCUGCUUGAUUAUGCAUGGUGCACGCCAAAGCGAUAUUUAUUUGACAAUAAAACAAGAACAUAAAAAAAGACUUAGUAAAGAGGCUACUUGGACCAAGAUUCUUUCCAACGAAUUUAUAUACACAUUCAUUGGUGUAUGCACUUUGUUAGUGUGAUAAUUGGAAAAGUUAAUUUGAAUUGACAGACAUACUUUUUCAAAACAAAUAGAAAUGUGGUUGUCCUUAAGGUGACAGUAACCCUUUAUUAGCUGUCCAAAUAGCUGAAUUAUUUACUCAGUGUUUAUUUAUAACUUUAAUUUUUUUACUAUUUUCUUAAAAUAUAGGCCUUAAUACAUAACAAAAUGAUUUAAAUUAACACUAAAAUUGCUGAGUCAGCAGAAAUUUCUAUUAAAAAAUGUAUCAUAAACAAGAAAAAAAAUCGGCUUCUACGAGCUCAAAUUUUUUACAAUCUCGUUAUUUUUCAUCAGCUUCUGGUUUCAAAUGAACCUUGGGUUAACCCUGUUAAAACGGUGUGCGGAUUUUUUUUGUUCAUUCUUAUUUUUUUAACAAUAGCCUUUUGUUUUUUUCUAAAGAUUCUUUGUUAGAAUCCCCUGCUGCAUCGAACACUGUUAAAAGAAAAAUAUUACGAAUUACGGAGUUUCAUACCGCGAAGGUCUGGGCACUAGCAAAGCGCUUGUAGGGACAAAUUUUUAUAUCCCCCGCAGAGCGUAAGGCAUUUGCUAAGAAAAACAUGCAUGAGAACAUGAGAAUUAUUCAAUUUUUCCUUUGUAUUUUUAAUUCUUUAAACUGGUGCGAUAUAUUGAUUUUACAAUCAUUUAAAGGAAGGAUACUCAGUAUUGAUAUAAGAUUGUAUUUUAUGAAGGUUCAAGACCUAAACUUGGUUAUUAAUUUAAUUGCUUCAAGUUGUGAGGUACACUCAUCAUGAAAAGUUGGCAGUCAAAAGAGAAAGAAACCUUAUUUUGGUAGCUAGUUACAUCACAAGUUUUAAUAUUGUCUUAAAAAUAUCACAGUGUUGAUCAAAGAGGGAUUGCUAGCAUGUCAUUCAAGAUUUAUAUAGCUACUAGUACAGCCAAAAUAAUGUAGCUCAUUAAAGACAAGUAAAGACAAGUUUUUUUUCUAAACUAAUAGUUUCAUGCCCAUUAAAAAGAUACCUAGCUAGCUAUAAUAUUGAAAAACAAUUCCAAAAUUUCUUAUUUUGUGUUUGCUAGGAAACUUUACUUUACUAACCAGGGCGAAGCUACCUCCAUUUUUUAUAAACCAAAAUAAAAAUUGUCAAAAAGCUGGCUGUAUCCGUCUCGUUGUAGUUUUUGUUAGCUAGGGGUCACACUUGGUCACUCAUAUAUAUCGUAGCCUUAUUCAUAGAGUAUUCAGAUAUAUAGGUAGGAAAGUGCCCAGAUGCUAAAAAUAGGAUCAUAAAAACUCAUUUCUAAUAUCACUCAACUUAACAGUGCAGUUCAAACACCAACUUAGCCUUAAAAAUUGCUACACCUCAAUUUUGCAUUGGAAUAAUUUUAAUCUGUAAAGUACAAAGUUUCGACCGCUGCGAAAUAUAAAAUAAAAUAAUAUACUGUGGUUAAAAUAAACAAAUUUAAUGGAAAGUAACUCUUUAAACAAAUUUAGUGACUUUAACUGUUUUCGUCAAAUAUUUUCGGUUGCCAAAUUUUUCUUAUGUAAAUGUACCAAAAUUACUAUAGCUAUCAUAAAAUUAUAAAAGUGGACCUUGCCUAAAUUUAUUCUUGCAUUUCACCAAUUAAGAACACAGUAAUACAGUGUAACAUGCUAUUAUAUAUAUCCCUUCCUAGCUAGUAAUGUAAUAUUUAUAUACAAUAAUUUCUAACGAAAAGUCAAAGCCAGUCAUUAUAUCA